This is a messenger RNA of Cooperia oncophora, 1272 nucleotides long. Lineage: Eukaryota; Metazoa; Nematoda; Chromadorea; Rhabditida; Trichostrongylidae. The record is from the annotation of a GenBank genome assembly.
AUGUCUUCUCGUGGUCGCGCUGCAAAGGUGACCGCUGCGCACAUGUCAGUUAAGCAAAGCUGCACGAUUAUGGCAGCGUUCGAUCGACAGAAAAAGAAGAAGGAUUGUCCCGUGUGCAAACAAUCCGUAUUCCUGACGCUGUACAGAGCCCACUUGGACAGAUGUCAGCUAAGGUCAAAUGACAGCGAUUGUGAGAUUUUAGCCGUGCUUACCGGUGACGAAAGCCGUGCUCUACAUGCUGGACCGUCUAUAGUGUUAGAUGAUGAUGAAGAGCCGGAAUUCAAGCCAGAAGCAUGCAAGGAAAUCUCGUCAAGCGUAAAGACUCCUGAAGUAGAACGGCGAAGGAGUAGACGCAUAAAGGCAUGUGUCGAUACUGUAGAUGAAAUCGAAAUCAUCGAAGUAGAAGAAGUGAGAAAUUGCAAAGCAGAUCCCGAAAAUUGCCCUCCUGAUACGAAAAGAGCUCACACUUCUGAAGAUGUUUAUGAAGUCGUCUCGACAAAACGAACACGAAUAUCUUCUCAUUGUUCUUCCCCACUCUUCCCGAAUAGGACCGCGAUGGCAAAGGAGGUUGAAGAAGAGCAUGUCCUCAUGGGCGCGAAGGAGACUAGAGUUGUUAGUGCUGACGAAAUCGUCAAGAAAAUUGAGCGCCUUCUGUCCGGUUCAUCUGUGAAUCCGUCACCCCAGAAGACGAUGUCAGAUGAGGUGGAACAAAGUAGUCAGACUAUGGAAAGCAAAAGGAUUCCUUAUAUUGUGAAGUUCACUCUUCUGAUGAUGCGACGGGUGCUCCUUGCCAUAAAAUCUGAUGGAACACGCUACGACGAAUCCUUUUGGCAAAGGGAUAUUGCCAUAUUUGACAGGUAUGCGGAGUUAUCGCCAGAUAUGCAACCCGCUUUGGUACAGCUGGUCAGCAAUGGCUUCGUCGAUAGUGACAGGAGUUUGGUAACCCUUGAAGAGGCGUUGAAAGUGGCUCCAUUGCCCGUAAUAAAAACUGUUGCAAAAAUGUACCAGCUCGACACAACAAAGGGUAAAAUCGAACUGACUACGACAUUAACGACAUUUUCGUCGAAACAGAAAGGGCUCUUCGGACAAGUGGGUACUGUAGCUGUUGCGAUGCUAAAAGCCAUCAAAAAGGAACUUGGCUCUUGUUAUCGUGUGAACCGGAAGGCCAGUGAACUUUUCAAGGCUUUGUUCACCUUAUACGCCCCAACGGAAAUGUGUUCCAGUUUGGCGAUCGAUCAGCCAAGUGUCAACAUCUCGCAGACUCUACUGUAG